This is a messenger RNA of Rotaria sp. Silwood1, 1470 nucleotides long. The record is from the annotation of a GenBank genome assembly. Lineage: Eukaryota; Metazoa; Rotifera; Eurotatoria; Philodinida; Philodinidae.
AUGGAUCUUUUGUCGUGUCUGGGACGGCAAGAUGGUGGUGGUGAUCCACCUGACACUCCUAAUAUUGAUAAGUUACGAACUUUUAUUCAGCGUUUUAAACAAGAUCCUAAUGCGGAAACAUCAUUUAUCAGCCGACCGAGUUCUACUGAACUUUGUGAAUGGUCAAAGAAAGUAUGUGAAUAUUUGCCAAGUACAACCGAUACAGCUGCUGCCACUGGUGAUGAUAUCCGUCCAAUGAAACAACAUUUUUCAAUAAUUAAACAAUUUUAUGAUAGUGUACAACAAGCAGGAUUCACACGUAUACCACCCAUUGUAGAAACAUUCUUAUCAAGUAUACAAAUAUAUGAAGCCGUAUCGGGUUUAGCUUGUGUUGUAUUUGCUGAACAUCCUCAUAUACUUAAAGUUAUUGAAAAUCAAUUAAAUGAAGCAAGAGAAGCAAUUGCAGAACAUGGCAAUAUGGGUGUUAUUGGUUUAUUAUGUUGUGGUUCAGGCAUGUUACUUGCAAGAUUUAAUACAUUUCUUCGUAUAAUCGAUGAAAAAUUAGGUGAACUUGGUGUUGGUCGUAUACUUGAUUUUCUUGGACAAUUACUUGAUGUUUUUUGUAAAUUCUUUCAUAUUGAUAUGGCUAAUAUAAAAGACUUACAAAAUAUAGCUGAGACUGUUCGAGCUCUUAUCGAUCAAGUUGGUCAACAAUUAAGUUCACUUUUCGGUCGAUUAGCAGUUACAGGUGAUAAACGAUCAAGUGACGAACGAUUUGCUCCAUUGGAAAUGACAACGAAAAUUCAUCGAAAAAUUUCUAAAUUUGGUACUAAAGCACCAGUCGUCGAAAAAGCAUUAUCAUCAUUCGAACGUUUUUAUCAAGCAGCUAAUAAACUUGAUGAUAAUUUAAUUCAAAAACAUGGACGACAGCUUGCUGCUCAAGCUGAUGCUGCAGCAAACUCGGAAGAACCUUCAUUAGCAAGUAGUAAUGCUGCUGAUAUUGAUUUGACUCGAUCGGAUGCUAUUCAAGUCGCUGCUUCAAAUACAGUUAACGAAGUUGGUGUUAUUGGAAAAAUGAUGCAAAAUAUUGAAUUAAUAUUAACUUAUGGUAUACUUGCAUUAAAAAAUGAAGAUGAUGUUCUACAACCAUUAUCAGAUCAUGUUGAUGGAUGUACACAAAUUCUUGAAAAAUAUUCUCAAUUACAUCCAUUAUAUAAAAUUAUAUGUGGUGGUAAUUAUUUAAGUAAGUUACGUGUAUUUAUCAAUAAAAUAGUUGAUUUAUUAAAAAAUUCAAAAUUAAAAUUAAAUUCACCAGAAGAAUUUUUACAAGAAGUUAAACAACGUUAUCCAGAAUUAUUACGCAUGUUAGCUGAUGAUCUUAUUCAAGAUACAUUUAAAAAACAUAUUGCUGAUAAAUUACCCGAUGGUGUUGAUGAUAUUUUAGAUGGUGCUAUGAAAAAUAUUUUCGGUAAAAUAAGCUCCAAAUUUUGA